AUGGAAGACGAAGUUUCAUCGUUUGAGUCAAGUGAAAUGUUGGCAACAUUUCUGGCCUCAACGCCGUUGCUCGAGGAGUCAUGGAAGCUUUGCCGCCACGCCAACGCCUCCACGGUGCAGGAUUUCAUCUGGAAUCGAGUGGGGGACGUGACAUACGUUGCCUUUCCGGGGCUUCAAAACGUCGGAUCGGAUUCCUGUACCAGAGAAUUGGUGGCGCUGGGAACGGCGGCUGAGGGAGUUUUUACCGCGUUUGAUCGUCACGUCGUUGAAAGCGAAGAACCGCCCAUGGUUCAUAUUGGAUUGCUGCAACUCUUCCUGUCUCUGUACAACACCCAAACUUUCCGAGCUAAGAUGACAGAAAUCAUGAACGAAAGCAAAUCGAUUGUUUUCACGGGCCACUCCAUGGGAGGAUCGCUUGCCUCGCUCUCAGCCCUUUGGCUUCUCUCUUGUCUAGGAAACACUUCACUCUCCACAGCAAUUUUUUGCAUCACCUUUGGCGCACCUAUGCUAGGAAACGAAUCCCUUUCCCGAGCCAUCCUCCAUGAAAGGUGGGGUGGAAACUUUUACCAUGUCGUGGCACAGCAUGACAUUGUACCAAGGCUGCUCUUUGCACCAACUAUUCCAUUUAUUGUGGAGUUGCAUGCCUUCUUCAAAUCCCUGCAGUUUUCACUAACAACCCCGUACUAUGAACAGCUAGCUGUCCAAUUGUCCGAUGAGAACAAAGCUGAACUAUUUCGUACAGUGUUGGCCUGUCUUGAAGCAAGUUCAAGAGCAUUAAAUAAUCAGGAAAGAGUACCCUUUUGGCCAUUCGGGAGCUUCAUGUUCUGUACAGACAAGGGAUCAAUUUGCGUGGACAAUGCCACGGCUAUUGUUAAGUUGCUUUACUUGAUGCUAGCAACAGGUUCGCCUAGUUCCUGUAUAGAGGAUCAUCUCAAGUAUGAUGAGUAUGUGACGAGAGCUUGCUGGCAGUAUUUGAUGAAAACAAGCUUCAUGGAAGGCAGUUCGACUGAAUCGAGCUAUGAAGCAGGGGUUGCAUUGGCUUUGAAUUCAGCAGGAAUAAGUUCCCAUGAACCAGCUUAUGGACUCGCAAAAGAUUGCCUCAAAAUGGCAAAGCAAGUAGGUUGUAGACGCAACAUUAACAAUGCUAAGCUCGCUGUUGAUUUAUCAAAAAUCACGCCACUUAGAGCUCAGAUCGAGUGGUACCAAAAAUUUUGCGAUGAUUCUGAUGAUCAGAUGGGAUACUAUGAUUCAUUCAAGCAGAGAAGUGCUUCAAAGAAAGGCAGCAAAGUUAAUAUGAACCGUUGUAGGCUCGCACUGUUUUGGGAUAAAGUGAUCGAAAUGCUGGAAACAAAUCAACUUCCUUAUGAUUUUGAUAAGCAACCAAAGUACGUGAAUGCUUCUCAAUUCUACAAACUCCUUGUCGAACCUCUGGAAAUUGCUGAAUAUUAUAGAACUGGGAUGCACAAGAUGAAAGGCCACUAUAUUGAGCAAGGCAGGGAAAAAAGGUUUCAGAUAUUUGACAAAUGGUGGAAAGACAGAAAAGUCGGUGAGGAAGAAAACAGUCCGCGGAGCAAACUUGCCAGUUUAACACAAGAUUCGUGCUUUUGGGCAAGAGUAGAGGAAGCAAGAGAAUGUAUUUAUGAGGUUGCAUCUGAAAUGGACAUGGGAAGGAAUUUGCUAUUGCGGGAGAAAAUCGAAAGGUUUGAACAGUAUGCCAGCCGAAUGAUUGACAGGAAGGAAGUGUCCAAAGAUGUUAUAGCCAAAAACUCAAGCUACAAUUUGUUUGUGGGAGAAUGGAGAGAACUGAAAUCUCAUGCGCAGCCAUGUCCAUUUCAGUUUCCUAGUCUUCAAGAUGGGGGGAAUAUGGUUCCUUAG
Messenger RNA from Fraxinus pennsylvanica, 1875 nucleotides. Lineage: Eukaryota; Viridiplantae; Streptophyta; Magnoliopsida; Lamiales; Oleaceae. The record is from the annotation of a GenBank genome assembly.